GCUGAGUUUUAUAGUCUGCUGUGGACUUUACCUGCUCCUAUCUCCAGCCUCUUCAGGAUGUCUCUGAGGGAGAAAAGUAAUGCAGAGUUCAGAAGCCUACUGACAGACUACGGCAUCAAGCAUGGACCCAUACUGGCGUCCACUCGCAGCGCGUACGAGAAGAAGCUCCAAGAGGCCAUGGCCAAAGAUCGCACCUUCUACAGAGAAGAAGAGGAGGAAAUCACAUGCAUCAUAUACCGCCAUCCGAUGAAAAGGAAGACCUCAACAAAUUCUGGCAGAACUUCUGGGACAAACCUAAAGGUCCAGGAUCAGGACCAGAACCAGGACCAGAAUCAGGACCAGAAUCAAAGCCAGGACCAGGAUAAGGACCAGGACCAGAAUCAGAACCAGGACCAGAAUCAAAGCCAGGACCAGGAUAAGGAUCAGAACCUGGAUCAGGAGCAGGAUGCAGCUGACAGGGUCCCUUUGUCCAGCACCGACCAAGACGGCAGCACUGAGCUGUAUGAAGACAACCAACAGGACCAAGUUCAUCUUGCUCCUGUGACAGUGAGGCGAAGAAUGACCAGUUACCACGCAGUGGAAACCAGGAGGCCAAUCACAUUGCGAUCAGAAGGAAAAGCGUGGAUGCUGAUCCCAGCGGUGCUGCUGCUGACUGCAGCUGGCUGCUACUACACCCUUUCUGCUGGGAUGUGAAAUGCUUAGCUUUGCUAUUUUAUUUUAUAUUAUUCUGUAUAUAAAUGAUGCAACAUUUUUAUUAUAAAGCCUUAUCCAGUUCUACAUAAACUGAAUAUAAAGAGUAAGAAGUCUAGAAUCCAGGGAAGAGCACUUGAUGGAAACAUUUGAAUCAGAAUACUUUAAAUGAUGAUUGGCUGCUUGGAUUUUGUCCUGGACUGAAACAGAAACAUUGGGAACCAAGCAGUGUGCUUGAUAAGGCAAAGUCUAACCAUGUUCCUCUAUGAUGCCCUGAUUCUGUUUCAAUACAGAGCCAGAUAAGCUGUCGUUAAAUCUGUGUACUAAGUAUUAUUUCCUAUAACAAGUCCACUGCUUCUGUGUUUUUGUGUCCUGCUCUGUCCUCCAAACCCUGAUUAAGCCACGGUGGACGGCUGCUCCUACAGAUCCUGGUUCUGCUUCCUGUUAAAAGGGAGCCAGUCCUUUCCCCUCUUGUCUUAUGCUCCAACAUAAGGGAUUGAUACUGUGUAAUCAGCUUAAAUAGAUCACUGUUUCAAAUUAGGAUUAUUAACCCAAAAUGAGUGACCAGGAUUAGAAAUAGGAUAUCAUUUAAUUUAAAAUUGAAUCUGUGUGAGUGACAGGAUUUGAUUAUACAUUUUUCAUAUGAAUUGGACCUUUUAGGCUUGUCUUGAUAUAUUUGUUGUGAAUUUGUGCUACAAAAAUAAACUGGCUAGAAUUCAGUGAAAUUGUUAUUUUGGUGUUUUUCGCUUAGUUUGUUCUUUUUUUAACACGGUGUUUUUACAUCUAGAUAUUUUUUCCAGUAUAGAGCCGUUUUUCACCUGAAUAAGCCCCUUCUUCUGAUGAUGAGACAUAAACA
Messenger RNA from Fundulus heteroclitus (mummichog), 1546 nucleotides. It is a transcript of the gene emd, whose product is annotated as emerin (Emery-Dreifuss muscular dystrophy). The transcript has 8 exons. The coding region runs from base 58 to 693 and encodes 211 amino acids. The record is from RefSeq and is a predicted model, not a curated record. NCBI's taxonomy places the organism in Eukaryota, Metazoa, Chordata, Actinopteri, Cyprinodontiformes, Fundulidae.